Molecule: messenger RNA, 1267 nt
Organism: Cloeon dipterum
Lineage: Eukaryota; Metazoa; Arthropoda; Insecta; Ephemeroptera; Baetidae
Product: baculoviral IAP repeat-containing protein 3-like
Exons: 3
Coding region: 182-1171 (329 amino acids)
Cellular component (GO): nucleus; cytoplasm
Source: RefSeq, a predicted model, not a curated record
UUGAAAGUCUCACAUUCGAUAAAGUGGAUGUCAGAAGUUGCCAGAAAUCGCUGAUGAUGCAGGACAACGAAAAGUCUAUUCGCGGUAGCAGAGGAAAGUCUGACUAAGCGCGUCAGCAUUAUUUUUAUAGCCGAGCUGUGCGAUAUCGAGUUCAUCGCUCUGUGACCGUGACUGCCUGAAAAUGAAUCCUCUAAAGGAAACUGGCGAACAAGACAAAAUCAAUCAAAGGCCUACCGCUGGAGUGGAACGUCCCCCAUCAGGGUCAGCUACAACAAAUGGAAGGAAACAAGUUAAUACGACUAAUUGCGCAAGUGGGAUUUCAACUUCGUUACUAGUUACCGCCGAAAGCAGUAGGACGCCUCCGACAAAUGCACCCCCAGCUCAUCCCAUCAUUGACGAAAAUCCGCACGCACCAAAUUUAAAUUUAAAUUUGGCAAUGCAUCGCUAUUUCACAUUUCCACUUAUCUUUCUUCUGACGUAUAAAACUAAAAUGCAACACAUGCUGGCGGAUCUAGGCUUAUAUUUCCUAAUCGACGGUGGUCGCGCUCUUUUGCGCUGUCAGUUUUGCGAAUUGAUCAUCACUGCAGAACAAUUUCAAGACUAUUUUGGCAAAGGCAUUGAACACGCCCGAAAGAUUAUCCUUGGAAAAAAAUUCAAUUGUUCAAUAAUUGCCUUUGAGGAUUCUAAAAAUGUGCCGAUGGGAGAGGACGUUGACAGCGUACUGAAUUACAAAUUUGAGGCCCACCGUCUCUAUUCUUUGAUGAAAAAGACCGACUGGAUGUUUGUGGAACCUUUUGGACUAGCGAAAAGUGGAUUUUACUACACCGGAGACGGAGACAACGUUAUGUGUAUAUUCUGCAAUUUGGAAGUCCGUGGCUGGGAAGAAGGAGACACGGCUGAUGGAGAACACCGGCGUUGGAAUUCAAAUUGCCCAUUUUUAUACAAGAGGCAAAGUGUUCAGAACAUAGCGCUUGGAAGUGAGUCCGCCGAGAUGAAUACCGACAGCAUCGGAACUGUACACAAAGGGGCGAAACCGCUAACAACCAAUGAACAACCUCCGGCUCCAGUCAUGGGCAAUCAGGAUGGUCAUCCGCCUGCUGCAGUCCCUCAGGAUGAAGCUGCAGCCCCUCAGGGUGGACCUGCAGCCCCUCAGGAUGAACCUUCAGCCUAGAGUGUAUUUCAAUACCAAACUUUAGUAUUGUCUGGAUCUUUUCUUGACGUAACUGGUAUUGUUCUGGUAUUGUUUUUAAAAGGAAUAUUUAAAAUU